CCGUUCCACCGCCAGCGGCCGGGCCGUGAGCGCUCUCUUCCCGCAGGAUCCGCUGCGGCUGUUUCCCUUCCGAGGCGGGCGACAGCAGCGCCCUUGCCCGCCGAGGAGCCGGCGGGGCUGCGCCGCUCCCCGCGCCGACUGGCGGUCCCGGUGCCCCCGCGCCGGGACUGGAGCCAGGAGCAGCGCCGGAGCUGGCGGCAUAGGCGCUCCGGCCCCGGCCACCGCUUCCCGGCGGAGCCAGCAGGGGAGAGGCUGCAGAGGGGACCCGAGCAUUGUGCGAGCCUGCAUGGGCACGGCGCGGGGGCGCGGCCGCGGGGUUCCCCCGAGCCUCUCGCUCCCCUCCCGGCAUCGCCUGUAGUCGGGAGGCGCCGUGCCGGGGCACGAGGGAUGCUUUUGUGCGCGGCGGCGGGCGCAGCAGCGGGUAGCGGCGGCUGCGGUUGCGGGGCAGGUUGCGGGCGCCGCGCUCACCCGCAGCCCUCCCGGCGAGCGGGGCCGGGCGCGAUGCUGAAUUAGGCGGCCGGAGCCUUUUCGAGCGCUGGGGGCAGGCGUAGCAGCCCGUAGCGGAGAGCCGGGAGGGGCGGGCAGGCAGCUCCCUCCCCAUGGCGAGCAACCGGAGCAUCGAGCUGGAGCACUUCGAGGAGCGGGACAAGCGGCAGCAGCGCUCCGGGCCGCGGCGCGGCGGCUCCGGGUCCGGCGGCGGCGCGGGGCCGAGGGGCAAUGGGCUGGUGCCCAGCCCGGCGCACAGCGCGCACUGCAGCCUCUACCGGACCCGCACCCUGCAGGCGCUCAGCUCGGAGAAGAAGGCGCGCAAAGCCCGCUUCUACCGCAACGGGGACAGGUACUUCAAGGGCUUGGUGUACGCCAUCUCCCCCGACCGCUUCCGCUCCUUCGACGCCCUCCUGGUGGAGCUCACCCGCUCCCUGUCGGACAACGUGAACCUGCCCCAAGGGGUCCGCACCAUCUACACCAUCGAUGGCAGCAAGAAGCUCACCAGCCUGGACGAGCUGGUGGAAGGUGAAAGUUAUGUAUGUGCGUCCAAUGAACCAUAUCGCAAAGUUGAUUACACCAAGAACGUCAACCCGAACUGGUGUGUGAACAUAAGGACUGGGUCCAGUCGAUCCUUGACAUCUCUGACAUCCACAAAGAGUGAAGUGAAGGAGAGUAAAGAUUUCAUUAAACCCAAAUUAGUGACUGUUAUUAGGAGUGGAGUAAAACCACGUAAAGCUGUGAGAAUUCUGCUGAAUAAGAAGACUGCUCACUCCUUUGAACAGGUCUUGAAUGACAUCACCGAAGCCAUUAAGUUAGACUCGGGUGUAGUCAAGAGACUUUGUACACUGGAUGGAAAGCAGGUAACGUGCUUGCAAGACUUCUUUGGAGAUGACGAUGUCUUCAUUGCGUGUGGGCCUGAGAAGUACCGGUAUGCUCAGGAUGACUUCGUGCUAGAUCACAGCGAAUGUCGUGUUAUGAAGUCCUCUUAUUCCCGAUCAUCUGGCAUGAGGCACACUGCAUCCAAAAGUCCAGGACCUUCACGUCGAAGCAAAUCACCUGCCUCAGUAAAGAGGGGUGGCCACUACUCCAGUGCUCAUUCUUCAGCAAAAUCCCCAGUUAAUGGAACCCCAAGCAGUCAGUUAUCUACCCCAAAAUCUACAAAGUCCUCCAGUUCUUCACCAACAAGCCCAGGCAGCUUUCGUGGACUCAAGAUCUCUCCACAUGGUGGAUCUUCUUCCAAUGUGAAUGGUGUACCUGAAUCACUCCGUUGCCAGAGUCCUGAAGGCGUGAAUGGAAACAAGUUCUCAGGGUCAUCUACCAUUCUUGAGAAGUACAAAGUGGGGAAGGUGAUUGGUGAUGGCAAUUUUGCUGUCGUAAAGGAGUGUGUAGAACGAUCCACAGGAAAGGAGUUUGCCCUGAAGAUCAUAGACAAGGCUAAAUGCUGCGGGAAGGAGCACCUGAUUGAAAAUGAAGUGUCUAUUCUGCGUCGAGUGAAGCAUCCAAAUAUCAUUAUGCUUAUAGAGGAAAUGGACACCCCAACAGAACUCUAUCUGGUGAUGGAGCUGGUCAAGGGAGGAGAUCUAUUUGAUGCUAUCACUUCAUCUACAAAAUACACAGAGCGAGAUGGGAGUGCAAUGGUCUACAAUUUAGCCAGUGCUCUCAAAUACCUUCAUGGUCUCAACAUUGUGCACAGAGACAUCAAGCCAGAAAAUCUUCUGGUAUGUGAAUAUUCAGAUGGAACCAAGUCUUUGAAGCUCGGAGACUUUGGACUGGCGACUGUGGUUGAAGGACCUUUAUACACUGUCUGCGGUACACCCACCUACGUGGCUCCAGAAAUCAUUGCAGAGACAGGAUAUGGCUUAAAGGUGGAUAUUUGGGCUGCAGGUGUGAUCACAUACAUACUGUUAUGUGGAUUUCCACCUUUUCGCAGUGAAAACAACCUUCAGGAAGACCUCUUUGAUCAGAUACUUGUUGGGAAGCUGGAAUUUCCUUCUCCCUACUGGGAUAACAUCACUGAUUCAGCAAAGGAGUUAAUUAGCCUGAUGUUACACGUGAAUGCUGAGGCCCGAUAUACAGCAGCACAGAUCCUAAGCCAUCCCUGGGUGUCAGAUGAUGCUUCCCAGGAGAAUAAUAUGCAAGCUGAAGUAACAGGUAAACUGAAGCAGCACUUUAAUAACACCCUACCCAAGCAAAAUAACACAUCUGCUGGGGUUUCUGUCAUCAUGAACACAGCUCUAGAUAAAGAGAGUCAGAUUUUCUGCAGCAAGCGCUGUCAGGACUCUGGUAGAGCUGGAAUGGAGAAAAUUUCUGCAAUUGCUGCUGCAGCUGAUGAUCCUCGUGUGGCUGGGUCCGAGACCCUCUUCCCUGCUGCUUCUGAGCCACUCCGAUCCCCCACGCCGCCUGCCUCAGUAUCUCCUGAGCUUGCUGGGGAUCAGCCUGGUGCGUAGGACUGAUGAAAACAAAUCCAACUGAAGCUCCCCCCACUCUGGCCACAGUUUCUCUUCAUUUCCCAUGACUGUUUUUGGUUUGUGUGCUCCUCUCGUGGCGAGCCCCUGCCAGGCUCUGAUCUUCUUUCUCAUAGUGAGCGAGUGACCGUGCGCUUUGAGUGCUCUUUGCCCUUGUCUUCAGAACAGCAGUAGGGGAAAGACUGGCAAAUGUUAGAUGAUUUUUAAGUUAUCUGUGUUAGUAAUUAACUCCAUUUCACACAGCCUUGGGCUCUAAAUAGACUAACUUAUGGUGUAGCUAACCAUAUUUUUAUAUGAGCAGUGAGAUGAUGAACAGUGACCGGGCCUCCCCUCUACAAGCAGGCCCCGUUCUGUUCUUCUCAUGAGAAUUCUCAGAAAAGGGGGAGAGGAAGACAAGAGAUGAAAACUUCUAUUUGCCUUCUAUUCCAAUGCCUCUAUUUUUAGCCAAGUUUCUACUAAACUUGAAGAGGCAAAUUUUCAUGAAAAAUUUUUUAGUGGACUAACUGUAAAAUACCAUGAAACAAACACUGGAGAUAGAGAGGGAAGGAUGGUUGUUUUCCAUCAAGUUUGUUAUCUAACUUGCAGGCAGGGUAGUGUUUAGAUAAUAUGAAUUUAAAUAAAGUGACUUGGGAUGUAAACAUGAGCACUGGACAUUUAUUUGUAAUGAAGACUGGAGUGAAGGAAGCCUUUUUGUUUUAGCCAUUUUCUGUCUUAACUGCAAGUGUCCCAUCCACACCUUUCUCCAGGGUCAGACUACCUAUUAGGUAAAAUAAAAUUAUGUUGGACCUGUGAAGGGAAAGCCUGCUGCAUGUGAUCCAAGCUACGAUGAACAGAGCAGCUCCCACUUCUAGGAUGAGCUGAUACAGGAGCUGCCAUCAAUAGCCAUCAAAGGUUGUCAGUGCUAUCCCCCUGUUCACCUGGUGCAGGCACUGGAAACAAGGAUUGGGGAGCAGCUGUCCUGAAUCUGCAGUCACAAAAUAGAUGAGGUUUUUAUCUUUACCAUAAUGCUUAGUUCAGUAUAGUAUGUAUUCAGCUUAAUUCUUUUCCUUUGCUCGUUCUUAUGAAUUGGUCAUAGUUCAUUUUCUCUCUUAGCUAUACUUUCUACUAGAAUUGUAAAAGAAAGAC
This is a messenger RNA of Pipra filicauda (Wire-tailed manakin), 4079 nucleotides long. It is a transcript of the gene DCLK2, whose product is annotated as doublecortin like kinase 2. The coding region runs from base 600 to 2936 and encodes 778 amino acids. Gene Ontology annotation, biological process: intracellular signal transduction; protein phosphorylation. The record is from RefSeq and is a predicted model, not a curated record. The transcript is spliced from 17 exons. Gene Ontology annotation, molecular function: protein kinase activity; ATP binding. Lineage: Eukaryota; Metazoa; Chordata; Aves; Passeriformes; Pipridae.